This is a messenger RNA of Linderina pennispora, 2289 nucleotides long. Its product is annotated as ras GEF. The record is from RefSeq and is a predicted model, not a curated record. Lineage: Eukaryota; Fungi; Kickxellomycota; Kickxellomycetes; Kickxellales; Kickxellaceae. The transcript has 7 exons. Gene Ontology annotation, biological process: Ras protein signal transduction; positive regulation of GTPase activity. Bases 451 to 2289 code for a protein of 612 amino acids. Gene Ontology annotation, molecular function: guanyl-nucleotide exchange factor activity. Gene Ontology annotation, cellular component: plasma membrane.
AAAUAUUUAAAUAUCCAGUCAUCGAGAUGUGAGGGGCCAUAAAACCAGUAGGAAUUUGUAAUCCAAAGAAGGAAAAAAAGAAAGUAGCGUGAUUUCAGAAUCAGGUUGUGUGAAUAUUUAUAAUGUGUAUUACUGGCAGGCUAAGGACUCGGCACCCCUAUAUAAUGUCGGCCAAGCCCUACAUACUGUCGGCCGAGCUUCACUGAGCUCCGAUACAAAUUCCCGAAAAGCUGCACUUUAUGAACCUAUCCCCUGCUUGUUCGCAGGUAUUGCUGCUGUAUUUACAUCUGUCCGUAUUGUCAUCGCCGGCCGAUUAUCUUGCUUGCUUACUAACACGGAGCCACGUUAUUUUUAAAGGGUCUACAGGCACAUGCUUCACUGGGCUUUGGUAGGUCGCUUUUUCUUUCACAUCUCGUAUAUUUUCUAUUCUUUUUCUGGUCGUAAUCUUUGAUGGUGGCCAUGGCAUUCUAUUUCAACCACGGCAGCACGGUCGACCAGAUUGAUGACUACAGGCCAGUGCCCAUCGAGAAAACACUGAUGUCGCCAGCUAAUGAAAGCGACCACACGCAAAAGCAAUCACUGGUGAGUGCAAAGCGUGCCUGGCGUGAAUGCAAAGUCUCCAACAUGUUCAAGCAUCCAUAUUUGCCUCAGCUGGACCAGCGAGAACCACAGCCGACAAACCUGUACUCUGAGGUGUACAAUGCCAGCGACUUGAUAUUCAACGAUGCAGGCCAAGUGACGUACGGAACAUGGCGCGCAUUGGUUAUCUAUCUAACGCAGCCUGAAAACAGCAUGGAGUUUAUGCGUGUUUUCUUUAUCGGGUUCCGACUGUUCGCAUCGCCGAGGGGACUGGCAGAGGCAUUGGCUAUGCGGGCACAUCUGCCACCGCCAGAAACCGAGUCAGUGCCGAUCCAGCACAAGGUCCUCCAGGUAAUCAAGUACUGGCUCAGCCAAUGCCUGAAACGCAACUCCAGGUAUCCACUGCCACAGCGCGAGUGUCUGAAGCUUAUGUGUCGUAUCAACGAACUGUACCGGGAUGAGGCGCCAGGUAUCAAGCCGAUGCGAUCGCUGGCAGUGCCUGUGCCGACUCGUGAGACUAUUAUUUCACAGACGCCGUCGGAGCAGCCGCAGCUAUCAUAUGUUGAGGACACGGAUAGGGGAUAUAACAACGGCGAGCUUUUGUCGGCUCCUAAGCGCCUGCUGACGAGGCUGUUUACACACCACAAGAGCAGCAACAAUAAGCGGACAGUUCCCGGUGGUGUGGCGAUGCACCGUGCCCAGUCACAAGGGUCACUGACCAGUACUCUGACUGAGUCAACCCCGAGCACCCAACUGAAGCAGCAAGAGGCCGACCCGGUGCCUGGUAUCUCUGAGCUUCUGAUGGCUACAGUUGGAGAGGAUCUGUCUGUGGAGGCGUACCGGUCUUCCAAUAUCCUGCAGGUGUCGCCGAUGGAUGUAGCAUGCCAGCUAACGAUCAUCGAGAGCUCGUGCUUUUGCCAGAUCCAGCCGAUGGAGCUGGUUAACAAGGAGUUUAGCCAUGGCGAAACGUCGCUAGCCGUCAACGUGCGGCAGAUGACAAAAUGGUCGACGCAGAUUUCGCGAUGGGCUUCUGCUGUGAUUCCUGUCCGGAGGUUACCAGCAGACCGGCGCUUGGAACAGCAGUGUCUGGCGCUGAAGAACUACGACGCGGUCAUGGCAAUCAAGGCUGCCAUAUUCUGUGCUGCAGUGAUGCGACUGAAGAGUACGUGGGCGCUCCUGCCCAAAAAAUUCGAUGCGACCGAUCCUGACCGAAACUACGCCAACUACCGGGAUCUUUUGCGUCGCUCGCAGCCACCACUGCUGCCGUUCAUGGGCCUAUAUUUGACGGAUCUAACCUUCCUCGAAGACGGCAAUCCGACAUACCGCCGCCGCUCAUCGACAGAUUCGAUCCUGACAGCAAAGAACGUCAAUCGCCAGUCCCAGCCGUGUACGGGCUCGGAUCAUGUCGACAUCAGCGACCAACAGGUCCUGAUCAACUUUGACAAGGCGUAUCGUGUUGCGAGUAUUGUCAAGGAGAUCGCCAAGUUCCAGGUCGAGUACAGCGGCAAUUUCACGCUGGCCAUUCCAGGUCUGCAGAAGUACCUGAUUGAGCAGUGGGCCAAGUGCGAGCGCGAAGGAUACGACGACGACAAAAUCUACGAGAUGAGCCUUGAGCGCGAGCCGCGUCCAACCCAAGUAGCCAUGCGGCUAACCCGCCUGCUGCCAGGCACACAGAGAUUCAAGGCCAAGGAGGCAGCGGCUGUUCAGUAG